This is a messenger RNA of Racocetra persica, 489 nucleotides long. NCBI's taxonomy places the organism in Eukaryota, Fungi, Glomeromycota, Glomeromycetes, Diversisporales, Gigasporaceae. The record is from the annotation of a GenBank genome assembly.
AUGAAACUUUCACAGAUUCAAGUUGAGAAGCCAGUAGAAACAGUAAAGAAUCUUCAAUUUCCAUCAUCACUAUGUUCAAAUAAUACUUCUAUUUUAUCAUCACCAUGUGCAAGGCUUAAAUUUUCUUCACCAUCUUCGAAUCGUAAAUUUGAAGAAUUAGUGUUUGUCAAUCUUAAUGCUGACCAUUUUUCAAUGAAUAUGGAAAUCGGAUCACUUGAAUCAAGUAAACCGGUAAAUUCAUCGAUUAAUAAGAAAAAUAGUGAUAAGGCAAAGCUUAUAUUAGCAAUGCUGAUGUCUGGAACUCAUGUUCGUAAUGAUUUUGAUCCUUCAUACAUGUCCCAAUCUAUUCAAAAAUUGCUUGAAAAAAUUGAAUAUGUUACUCUGCAAGUUCACAAUGAGAAUCUAAUUGUACAAAUUUAUGAUUUUACUUUUAAUCCAAUUAAAGUAAGACAAAUUUUAAUUGAUGUUUUAAUUCCAGUUCGUCCUACA